Otolemur garnettii (small-eared galago) is the source of this 939-nucleotide messenger RNA. RefSeq names its product olfactory receptor 2AE1. The transcript has a single exon. Gene Ontology annotation, molecular function: G protein-coupled receptor activity; olfactory receptor activity. The coding region runs from base 1 to 939 and encodes 312 amino acids. Gene Ontology annotation, biological process: G protein-coupled receptor signaling pathway. Gene Ontology annotation, cellular component: membrane. The record is from RefSeq and is a predicted model, not a curated record. Lineage: Eukaryota; Metazoa; Chordata; Mammalia; Primates; Galagidae.
AUGUGGCAGAGGAAUCAGACCUCUCCGGCUGACUUUAUCCUUGAGGGGCUUUUUGAUGACUCCCUGGCCCACCUUUUUCUGUUCUCCUUGACCAUGGUGGUCUUCCUGAUUGCAGUGAGUGGCAACACGCUCACCAUUUUCCUCAUCUGCACUGAUCCCUGGCUUCAUACACCAAUGUACUUCCUGCUCAGCCAGCUCUCGCUCAUGGAUCUGCUACAUGUCUUCACAACCAUCCCCAAGAUGGCGUCUAACUACCUCUCGGGCAGGAAGUCCAUCUCCUUUGUGGGCUGUGCAGCCCAGCACUUCCUCUACUUGUCCGUGGGUGGUGCUGAGGGUCUUUUCCUAGCUCUCAUGUCCUAUGACCGCUAUGUUGCCAUCUGCCAUCCACUACGUUAUACUGUGCUCAUGAACAAAAAGGUAGGACUGAUAAUGGCUGUUAUGUCAUGGUUAGGGGCAUCCAUGAAAUCCCUCAUUUACACAGUGACCUUGAUGUGCUUCCCUUUCUGUGGGGCUCGGAAAAUCCGCCACUUCUACUGUGAGUUCCCAGCUCUUGUGAAGUUGGUAUGUGGUGACAUCUCUGUUUAUGAGAACACAGUGUAUAUCAGCAGUAUCCUUCUCCUCCUUCUCCCUAUUUUACUGGUUUCUACAUCCUAUGCCUUCAUUCUCCACAGUGUUAUUCAUAUGCGUUCAGCUGGGAGUAAGCGAAAUGCCUUUGCCACUUGCAGCUCUCACCUGAUUGUGGUUUCCCUUUGGUUUGGUGCCUCCAUCUUCUCAUAUAUGAGACCUAGUUCUCAGCGCACUCCAUUGCAAGACAAAGUUGGUUCUGUGUUCUAUAGCAUCAUUACUCCCACACUAAAUCCUCUGAUUUAUACUCUUCGGAAUAAGGAUGUAGCUAAGGCUCUGAGGAGAGUGUUGAGAAGAGAUGUUAUCAACCAAUGA